This is a messenger RNA of Cornus florida, 573 nucleotides long. Its product is annotated as dirigent protein 22-like. The coding region runs from base 1 to 573 and encodes 190 amino acids. The transcript has a single exon. Lineage: Eukaryota; Viridiplantae; Streptophyta; Magnoliopsida; Cornales; Cornaceae. The record is from RefSeq and is a predicted model, not a curated record.
AUGGAGAAGCUGUCCUUGAUUCUAUUGCUUUGCUCAAUGUUCAUAGCCAUUCCGGUGGUUCGCAGCAUUGCUCAAGAGCCCGAAGCAGUGGAAGAGUGGUUCGAAAAGGUCGGCCAUGCAAAGGAAAAGGUAACCAAGCUUCGUUUCUACUUCCAUGACCUGUCAAAUGGGAAGAGCCCAACUGCUGUGCAGGUUGCACAAGCCAACAUAUCCUAUACAUCAUCCACCUACUUUGGCGCGGUUAAUAUGAUGGAUGACCCAUUAACGGUUGGGCCUGAGCUAUCUUCCAAACUCGUGGGCCGAUCCCAGGGGCUUUAUGGUUCAGCAUGCUUUGCAGAAAUUGGAAUGCUCAUGGUUGCCAACUUCGUCUUCACAGAUGGAGAAUACAAUGGCAGCACUCUCGCUUUCAUGGGCCGCAAUGCAUACAUGCAUGAGUACCGUGAGAUGUCUAUCAUUGGUGGCUCCGGCAUUUUUCGAUUAGCACGUGGAGUUGUUACAUUGAAUACUUACUUCUUCAAUGCUACCGCGGGUAUCGCUACGGUUGAGGUCAAUGUUUUAGUUAUCCAUCAUUAA